GCCAGGCUGCCUCUAGACACCCCUUUUCUUGAGAGCCGGAAGACAUUAGAAUCAGGUCCAGAAAUGGCCUUGGUGUGUCUGACAGACUUCCAGGCACAGGCACGAGAGCGGCUCUCCAAGUCAUCUUGGGAUUUUAUCGAAGGAGGAGCUGACGACUGCAUCACGCGGGAUGACAACAUCGCAGCGUUCAAAAAAAUCCGCCUUCGUCCCCGAUACCUGAGAGAUGUGUCGGAGGUAGACACCAGGACCACAAUCCAAGGGGAGGAGAUCAGUGCCCCCAUCUGCAUCUCCCCCUCAGGGUUCCACUGCCUCGCCUGGCCUGAUGGGGAAAUGAGCACAGCAAGAGCCGCCCAAGCAGCCAAGGUCUGCUACAUCACCAGCACAUAUGCCAGCUGCAGCUUUGAAGAUAUCGUUGCUGCUGCUCCAGGAGGCCUCCGGUGGUUCCAGCUCUAUGUGCAACCAGACCAGCAGCUGAACAAACAGCUGGUCCAGAGGGUAGAAUCCCUGGGUUUCAAAGCUUUGGUAAUCACAGUGGAUACACCCAUACCUGGCAACAGGCGACAUGACAUUCGAAAUCAACUGGACUUGAAGAUGAGCUUAAUGCUAAAAGAUCUUCGAUUACCCAAAGAGAGAAAUUCAAUACCUUGUCUCCAGACAUCUGCCCUUAGCAAAUCUCUCUGCUGGGAUGACAUCUCCUGGUUUCAGAGCAUAACCCGAUUGCCCAUCAUCCUUAAAGGGAUUUUGACAAAGGAGGACGCAGAGCUAGCUGUGAAGCACAACAUCCGUGGCAUCAUUGUUUCAAACCAUGGCGGGAGGCAGCUUGAUGAGGUUCCCUCUUCGAUUGAUGCUUUGACAGAAGUGGUGGCUGCUGUAAACGGGAAAAUUGAAGUGUACCUGGACGGUGGGGUCCGAACCGGCAAUGACGUGCUGAAGGCUCUGGCCCUGGGGGCUAAGUGCACUUUUCUUGGGAGACCAAUCCUGUGGGGUCUUGCCUGCAAGGGUGAAGACGGUGUUAGAGAAAUUUUAAACAUUUUAAAAAAUGAGUUCCACACUUCCAUGACCCUUACAGACGUUUCCUUGGAAGGUAGCUGUUAUAUGGAAUACUCACCCAUCUCUUCCGCUGCCCCUGAGUCAUAUUGCUCCCUAAGAGAUUCUUCCCCCAUCCCUGAGCCUCCAUAGAACCGAGAUAAAGAUCAAGGAUGUCUACUGUACAGAAGAGUUGAUUUAAAAAUGCUAAAAGGGUUUUUACAUUUUUACCUUGACAUUUUGACAUAACUGUGUUCAAAGAUGACGUGGGCACAGGCUCGUAAAGUAAUUCCCAGCACAAUCAGAAUUACAUUACUUGUUCUCUACAGAAACUAUUUUAUCAGAGUGAGUGCAAAAAUCAAGCCAGUUUUGUUCCCAUUGGAUCAUCCCAUAGCCAUGAUGGGGUGGGUUGCUGGUGUUUUAGAGAAAUGAGCUUUGUUAACUACAUGUUCUUUUAGGCUGCCGGUCAAUCGCUGAGAUCAGUCGGAACCUGAUCCAGUUCCCCAGAUUGUAAGGAAAAAGAGCUAAUAACCAGACCGCGGAGGUUGCUCACAGGAGGAAGACAAACUCACAGCAUGGUGUGCAAUGCCGUCCUGCCUGGGCCCAUCCUAUGAAGCGGCUCAUGCCUUGUGCCCUCAAACCCUCCACCCCUAUGCUUCAGGCCCUCCAAACCCAUCUUCCUCAAAUAUCCCAGGCUCUUCUUUGCUUUGCUGACUUUUAUAUGUUGUUCUCUUGCCUAAAUCCUCCUCUGAAAUAAAAGAUCUCAAAAGGGAAGAUCAA
This is a messenger RNA of Propithecus coquereli (Coquerel's sifaka), 1806 nucleotides long. RefSeq names its product hydroxyacid oxidase 2 (long chain) (gene HAO2). The record is from RefSeq and is a predicted model, not a curated record. Gene Ontology annotation, molecular function: oxidoreductase activity; FMN binding. The transcript has 8 exons. The coding region runs from base 64 to 1179 and encodes 371 amino acids. Lineage: Eukaryota; Metazoa; Chordata; Mammalia; Primates; Indriidae.